Messenger RNA from Ectocarpus sp. CCAP 1310/34, 1953 nucleotides. Lineage: Eukaryota; Phaeophyceae; Ectocarpales; Ectocarpaceae. The record is from the annotation of a GenBank genome assembly.
CACAGCAGUGCGGCGCUCAAGGGACAUCCCCAAGACAAGUGCCACAGCUUUCUAUCGAGCUUCUCUGUCACCAAUCGAAGGAGAGCGCACCAGAGAUUUCAAGAAGGAAAAGAGACGCAAACGUGACAUACGCAGAACAUCCAGGAAAACACAACACAACAGCACAAGAGGUCACACCCGCUGUGACCUGCCGCGCUGAACAUGGGGCUCACAACGUCGUCUGAGGCUAUUGGGCGUCAUAUGAACCAGGUCAGCGCAGAAGCAACUGAGGACCAAGCUGACUCUCACUUGCCGUCAUCGAAUGGGGUACCGGUGGCAAAGGAAACCGAAAGCGUUGAUAACAGCACGACUACCGCAGCGUCUGCACCAUCGGAGACUGUCCGAAAGCGAAAAUGCGAGCAAGACGAAUACAGGCCGACUGUGCAGCAAAAGGCAAAGAAGCGGAAAUUAAAGACCGGAUCCAAACGUGCCUCGUCAAAGAAGGCUAAGCCCGUGAAGAAGGCGACGACCGUCCAACACGGUGUACAGGAAGGGGGAUUGCUGGAGGGGUCGACGACAAUGGGACAUAAGGGCACCGCCAAGAUCAACCCCCACAGGGCCAAGAUCCUGAUUGGCAAGCAAGCCCUGGCUGCCAUUAAGGAGGGAACAAGAAUAUUUAUCAAGAGCGGAGAAGGCAACGGUGGAGACACAUGGUGGGACAGCGGAAUCGUCCAAAAGAUCCACGAGCGUGGCAAACCGUACGAGGUCGAGUGGCAAAAGAUGAACAACAGGGGCGAGGAGGUCGACACUGACGUUGAGAAGCGUAUCAUCCUGCCGGUAACGUACAGCCUCGCCGGAGUGGCGGCCGAGGCGAUCAAGGGAGUCGAGUUGGGAACCGAGGCGGCCGCCUCCGUGAUGAAGAACGUCCUCGCUAAGGCUCGGCUGGGGUCUUGGUGCAUUAGCCACCCCGAGGAACCGUGGGGUAUGCUUGAUCCCUUCGGGGAGGACUCUACCCCGAACCCCGUUUCAGAGGUCACAAGGCCAUCCAUCGAAUUGAGUGAAACGUCUUCCUAAGAUUACCGACCUAAUCUGGUUUUCGUGGAUGGAAUACAAUUUACGAGUGUUGGGGUUAUACCAUUUUCGAUCGCCUAGCUGCCUGGGAGAGGGGGCUCAAGGAUUUCGUCGGCUCCUUGAGUUUAUCGGGUUGCGAGCACAGGAUGCGUAGGAAUCUGGAGGACUGUCGUUUUGUUGUAGUGUGCUACCAUCAAGGGUAUCUUCGGUAAUGGGUAAGGGAAGCGAUAUUUGGAUCCUUUUGGUCAACGACGGAUCGGGCGCGGACGCCCAUUCUCAAGGCGUGAAUAAUUCAACCCUACGCUACGUGUUUGUGGAAAAUAUUCUUGAUUGUAGUGUUAUCGAUGUGCGAUUGGCAGCCGGGCACCAGCCGGCCUGUACGGUCCUCUGCAGCACACGUUGUCUUUGUCAUUAGACUGUCUUCAAGCAAUGGGACAUUCGUCUCGGUAGCGCGAGUCUGCGUUUGCGUUUGCGUGUACAACAGUAGUAGUGAAUCAAGCGAGGAAAAAAGGCUGCCGAGUAGCAGAAGAUAAUUUCGUAAUUCUUUUAUAGACUAGUACGUAGAAUCAUUGUGUCGGAUGCGUUUCGUCCUUGAAGGCUGUGGCAGUGGUGCAUGUAGGAUGCUGGAGCGGGCCACAAUGUCGAACCCUGUCCGCAGCCCAACUUGGUUUCUCAUCGACAGCGAUGUCCAAGACUUGCGGACGGGUGCAUCCCACAAGCCUCCUGAACAUUGGGCUGUAGGAACACCGGGAAAAAAGUGAUACAUCAUUCGGACCGGGUGGCGGUUCAGCUUCAGUAGCUUAGGCAGCAGUAUACUGCUGUAGUUCGUCCGCACAUAGGUUUUAGUCUAGUCUACAGACCAGAUGGAAGCAAACUCGUAGUUAUGUUGACCCUUCCUGACGA